Spathaspora passalidarum NRRL Y-27907 is the source of this 645-nucleotide messenger RNA. It is a transcript of the gene OPI3, whose product is annotated as bifunctional phosphatidyl-N-methylethanolamine N-methyltransferase/phosphatidyl-N-dimethylethanolamine N-methyltransferase. Bases 1 to 645 code for a protein of 214 amino acids. NCBI's taxonomy places the organism in Eukaryota, Fungi, Ascomycota, Pichiomycetes, Serinales, Debaryomycetaceae. Gene Ontology annotation, biological process: phosphatidylcholine biosynthetic process. The record is from RefSeq and is a predicted model, not a curated record. The transcript has a single exon. Gene Ontology annotation, molecular function: S-adenosylmethionine-dependent methyltransferase activity.
AUGUCCUUAGCUAAAGAACUCGACACCCUCCCUGGUGAUCUCCAAUACCUUUUCCAAAACUUUAGAAGCUACAUUGAUUUCAAUGACAAAUUAUACUUUGCGGUUGCUUGUAUUGCAUUCAAUCCAAUUUUCUGGAACAUUGUUGCACGUUUAGAAUACAACACUCAUUUCCUCACCAAGAUAUCCGGUGGAGCCAGGAACGGAUGUUAUUUACUUGCUGCUACUAUCUUUGGAUUAGGUAUUUAUCGUGAUCACGUCUAUCGUGAUGCACUCUUGGACCAACCAACUUACCAACCAUUGGUUGAUUCAGUGAUUAUCAAGGCUCUUGCUGUGUUUACUUUUGGAUUUGGAAAUGUUUUAGUUUUGACUUCAAUGUAUGCCUUGGGUGUCACUGGAACUUAUCUUGGUGAUUACUUUGGUAUUUUGAUGGAUGAAAGAGUCACUGGGUUCCCAUUCAACAUCAAUGAUAACCCAAUGUACAAUGGAUCUACCUUGUGUUUCUUGGGUACUGCCUUAUGGUACGGAAAACCAGCUGGUCUUUCUGUGGCAGCAUUUGUCUAUGUUAUGUACAAGAUUGCUUUGCUUUUCGAAGAACCAUUCACUGCCAAGAUUUACGCCAACAGAGAUCAAAAGAAGGACGUUUAA